AUGGAUGAUUAAGAUAAAAUUCAGGAAGAUGAAUGUAUGAAUUAAUAUUGUACCAUUGAAUCAUAAAAUGUUUAUCCUGCUAAAUUUAGUGAUUAAAUUCUAUUUUUUUGUAAAGAAUGUCUUGAAUUAUACACUGAGAAAAAGUGCUGUUAUUUCUGUGCUUAAGUAAUUAUGCUUAUAUUCUAGGUUUACAGUGAUUAAAAUGAAAAUUUUUUGGAUGGUCAAAAAUGGAUUGCUUGUGAUUAGGAAAAGUGUGACAAAUGGACACAUUUAUCAUGCGAAGCUAAAAAUGGAAUUCAGGGGAUUGAAUGUUUAGUAGAAGAUAUGAAAUUUAAAUACACUUGUCCAUGGUGUAGGAUUGAGGAUCAAAAACAAAGAAAUAUGAAGCCUCUACCAAGAUCCAUCAACAGAAAAGGAUUUAAAUUUUUGGAGAAAAUUCAUAAAAGGAAGGGUAGUACCUAUGAACCUCCUGCAAAUAAUAAUAAUAAUGGUACCUCAUAUUUUAGUUCGUCUUAUUCAAGUAAAUCAAGUUAUUUAGAUGAACUCUUGAAAAAGAAUGGAGGGUUUAGCUAGUAAAUAACUUAAGAAGAGAUGCAAAUAGAUUUAUAGAAAAUGUUUUCAUUAGUUAAAUAAUGA
Paramecium tetraurelia is the source of this 636-nucleotide messenger RNA. RefSeq lists its product as uncharacterized. The transcript is spliced from 2 exons. NCBI's taxonomy places the organism in Eukaryota, Ciliophora, Oligohymenophorea, Peniculida, Parameciidae. The record is from RefSeq and is a predicted model, not a curated record.